This is a messenger RNA of Ostertagia ostertagi, 327 nucleotides long. The record is from the annotation of a GenBank genome assembly. NCBI's taxonomy places the organism in Eukaryota, Metazoa, Nematoda, Chromadorea, Rhabditida, Trichostrongylidae.
CCAUCCAAGCAUAGACCUUCUGGCACGCUAUCCCUUUCAGAGUCAUGUUUGGAGCCGUUCAAUGACAGCUAUCGUAAUUCCUGUACAAGUGAUGGGCGCUUCAAGCAGUACUACUACUUUGAUCUUUCUACAAACUCCUGUAGAAUGUUUUGGUUCGGAAACUGCCGCGGUACUAGCCAGAACAUCUAUCCAACACUAGAGUCCUGUCAGUGGAUAUGUGAGCGACGCCGUGAUGAGCAAGUACCAGCUCCUUGCAGCGAUGCGUUCGAUGACAAGUACAAAGAAUCGUGCAGAGGCGGUGAAUGGGUCGAGAAAGUGUACUUCGAU